This is a messenger RNA of Populus euphratica (Euphrates poplar), 1301 nucleotides long. Its product is annotated as Sterile alpha motif (SAM) domain-containing protein. NCBI's taxonomy places the organism in Eukaryota, Viridiplantae, Streptophyta, Magnoliopsida, Malpighiales, Salicaceae. The coding region runs from base 181 to 942 and encodes 253 amino acids. The transcript has 2 exons. Gene Ontology annotation, molecular function: protein binding. The record is from RefSeq and is a predicted model, not a curated record.
UCCAUUAUGAUAUAUAUAUGAUGAAAAUCAAUCGAAGCUCAAGCUCCUCCCAGAUCAGGGCAUUUCUUGCUUGGUUCUUCGCGGAUACGAAUUAAUCGAUCGAUUAAUCAGAUUGCAGUAGCCCUUCUAUUUCCUAGGUUUCUAUCUUUUCUAAUAGGGUUCCACUUCCAGGCGGAAUUCAUGGGAAAAUCAAAGCAUAGACAUGUAGCAGCGAAGCCUGCAAGCAAAAAGAAUGAUUCUGAUGGAGAAGAUGGUUGGGUUAUAGUCAAAAAGCAGAGAGUCACCAUUCUGGUGCCUCCCCAUCCUGUUGGGAGGAUGCUAGACCCAGGACCAAGUAAGCCAGAAGCAGCUGUGCCGGUGAAAGCAGUCAGUCAUAAAUCGACUGUUCUGAUUGAGGCUACUACUAAUACCAGGAGGAUGCCUUUAGUUGACGAACUGGAUAAACUCGCACCAUUGGCUGCUAAUAGAGGUGGUGAUCCUAUUAUUGCUACAGCAACUCCGCCUGCACACCAUUUUUCAGCUUUACACAGUCUACGUAGACUGAAUGUAACCAUGGAAUCGAGAAAGCCAAACCUAGCUGAUACUUUUAGGUCUAUUGAUGCGCUUGGAGUGUCAAACAUAUCCAGAACAAUCAAGCGGCCAAGACUUUUGCUUGGGCCGGGUAGUUUCCUUGAUGGUGAGAUGUUGCUAAAUCAGAGGCUAAGGGCAUCAAUUCUUGAGAAGAAGCUUCAAAAGGCUGGUGGAUUGAGCAGGUGGUUAGCAUCAAUUGGGUUGCGGCAGUUUGUGAGGAUUUUUCAAGAGAAGAGUUUCAGUAAGUUUCAGUUGGUGAAUCUAAGCAUGAAGAAGCUGAAGGAUAUGGGUGCGGAUGCGGUGGGCCCUCGGAGAAAGCUGAUCCAUGCUAUCGACUGUAUUUGCCAGCCACACUGUUUCGGAGCUCACUAAAAUGUUAAUAAGUCAGCCAUAGAGGAGGGGUGCUUUGAGCCAUCCAGGUACAUAUGCCAUCUUUUUGUGAGUGAUUGAAGUUGUAAGUUGGGGUAGGUCUUGUUUCAUGACAAUUAGAUAUAACCGUGCUAGAUAAUUUACAGUGCUGUCUACUCGUUAUGGAUUUGCAUGUUGUGUAGAAUUAGUGUGGGGAUUUUGUAAUAUAGAUUGAUUCAAAUCAAGAACACAUCCAGUUUUCUACCGAAAAAAACAUGGUCGAUUUGUUCAGGGUGAAAUAGGGUGUGCAUUUCCCAAAGAUUCGGAGCUCCUGAUAGUUGCUCUUCUGUAUGCUUGAUGAUGAAUUCCCUUUUCUUUUAAAC